Messenger RNA from Toxotes jaculatrix (banded archerfish), 1310 nucleotides. RefSeq lists its product as uncharacterized. The record is from RefSeq and is a predicted model, not a curated record. Lineage: Eukaryota; Metazoa; Chordata; Actinopteri; Toxotidae. The transcript has 4 exons. The coding region runs from base 101 to 1120 and encodes 339 amino acids.
GCCGCUUUUCAGCGCUUUCCACAGACAACUUUUUUAUCACAAUGAUUAAAAGCUAUGUUUCUAGUUUAAUUUCUGUUGUGUGAAAUGUGUAAUUGUUAUAAUGUGUCCUCUUUAUUUCCAAUUACAACAGGCUGCUGAACAGAACAGGAGCGAAGAUUUCCUGAGAAGUGCAGAUGUUUUCAGGAGGAAGUCUCUCUUCAUUAUUGGUCAAAUGUUGGAAAUGAGUAGCAGGACUGAAGAAGAUACUACAAUGUUAGUGGAUGAGAUUCUUCACAGCAUCUUUUUUUUGGGAUCAAUCAACAAACCACCAUAUUCUCCAGAAGAUAUUUUUGACGGUGAAGAAGAGUUCCUCAGUGAACUGAGGGACUGUUACCCUAGGCCUUUUGACCUCUAUUCCUCUGAACUACCCAAGCGGAGUCCUUUUUCAUGUGUGCUGGACAUGAGCGUUCACCUGAUGGGACAAGAGAAUGAAAGAGAAAUAAUGAACACGCUGCGGAACAUCACCAGUCAACUGAUCAGGGCUCCUAAAUCAAAGCAUCUGAUCUCGUUUGCCAUCUGUGUCUCUCAGAAUACUGAGAUACCAAAUUCAGUCAGGUACUAUGGAGUCUCCAUGUCCACUUCUGGCCGUGAUCCUGGGAGAAUCAUGGUUGCUGCCUCCUGUGUUGGUGGCUGGGACAGCCAUGUAGCUGACGCAGUGAUGACUUACUAUCCAGGGAAGACCAAGAAAAACUACUUUGAUGGAACCUUCAGACUUCCAGAGAAUAUCAGGUGCCAGGCAUUUAAGCUCAGUGAUGGAGAAGAAAUGCCUCCUUGCAGAUCAUGUGAAAAUUUAUUUGGUUUGUCAGUUGCAAACCCAGGAGUAGAGCGUGGAAAUGGGUGGGCCUAUGGCAACUGUGCUGAAGCUGAAAGUCUGAGCAACUUGCUUAAAAAUGAGGAAGAAGUUAAAGAACAAGCACAACCAGCAUCUGUUAUGUGGACAGAUGAGAACAGGCAGAGGGCUAGAAAUUAUGUUUUGAGAGAUCUUAAGGAUUUGCUGCACAAAGUGAAAUUUAACUGGAAUAAUGGUUUCUACAGCCCACAAAGAAUUACACUUGAGGAAGGGGAAAUUAAUGAAUAUUAAAAAAAAAAAUCUUGAAAAAAAUUCUUGUGAUCAGAGCUGUCAGUAUAUCAUACCUUACCACUGCAAACCGCUGAUGUGCUCACAAGUGUUUUGCAUUUCUGUACCUAUACAAGAAUGAAGCAGGUAGACAAUGUAAAAGCUGAUAUAUGGAUCAUGAUGUUCACAAUAAAGCAUCUGUUGUAAACUCAAA